CACUCCAUCAUCUCCCAUGUCUUCCGCCUACCGCCAAAACCCAACGACUUUCCCGCUUCGGCAGGGUUACCUAAAUCCAAUGUCAGUAAGCCAUUUUUGCAAGUUGCUAGCCUGGAAAGAAGCUGUUGUAGCAGUACUCGUCAGUUAUCCUACGAGUCUCCAACCCCGAGCUCCCCCGCCACCAAACCAUCACUCUCACACAAUAUCGCUUUGAGUCUCUCCCCC
This is a messenger RNA of Colletotrichum phormii, 225 nucleotides long. RefSeq lists its product as uncharacterized. The coding region runs from base 17 to 214 and encodes 65 amino acids. The transcript has a single exon. The record is from RefSeq and is a predicted model, not a curated record. NCBI's taxonomy places the organism in Eukaryota, Fungi, Ascomycota, Sordariomycetes, Glomerellales, Glomerellaceae.